Messenger RNA from Apis dorsata (giant honeybee), 1476 nucleotides. RefSeq names its product protein O-mannosyl-transferase TMTC2 (gene Tmtc2). The transcript is spliced from 12 exons. Gene Ontology annotation, biological process: protein O-linked glycosylation via mannose. NCBI's taxonomy places the organism in Eukaryota, Metazoa, Arthropoda, Insecta, Hymenoptera, Apidae. The coding region runs from base 16 to 1476 and encodes 486 amino acids. The record is from RefSeq and is a predicted model, not a curated record. Gene Ontology annotation, molecular function: mannosyltransferase activity; protein binding. Gene Ontology annotation, cellular component: endoplasmic reticulum membrane.
CCCGGGCAUCGAUCAAUGCUAUCAAGAAGAGCGAUCCUGACGAAUCCAGACCUCCUGUCCAGCACACCGUGGUCAAAGCUGUUGGAGAACGAUUUCUGGGGCACGCCGUUGAGCGAUCGAGGCUCUCACGGGAGCUACAGGCCCCUCUGCGUGGCCACGUUUCGCCUGAAUCAUCUGUUGGGAGGGCUCGAGCCUUGGGGCUAUCAUUUGGUGAACGUCGCGUUGCACGCCGCCUGCACCGUGCUAGUGGUCAGAGUGGCCAGAAAGGUGCUGCCGGGAAGGAACAGCCUGGGCCACGCGAUCACCGGCUUCCUGUUCGCGGCGCAUCCGAUCCACAGCGAGGCGGUGGCCGGUGUGGUCGGUCGCGCCGACCUCCUCGCCUGCCUCUUCACCCUGCUGGCGUUCCUCGCGUACAGCGCCCACUGCCAGCGCGCCAGGUCGCCGUUUCCCUUGAUCCUGGCCCUCGUCUCCUCCACCCUGGCCACCCUCGCCAAGGAAACGGGGAUAUCCUCGCUGGCCCUUUGUCUUCUGUGGGAGUUGUGCCGCGGCGAGUCGAGUCGAAAGGUGAAUUGCGGCCUCGUGACUCGGACGCGCAGCAUCGGCAUUCUUUCGGGAAGGAACACCGACUGGUUCGACGAGGAGAGUUUGUACAGAUCGGCGUUGCACGUCAACCCGCCCAAAGCUUAUGGUAAUUUGGGCAGCGUGCUGAGCGCCCAGGGACGCGUGGCGGAGGCGGAGGAGGCGUUCGUCCAGGCGCUUCGUUAUCGACCGAACAUGGCGGACGUGCACUACAAUCUGGGAAUAUUGCAGCAGGGCAGGAGGAAUUACGAAGAGGCGAUUCUCAGUUAUCAGCGGGCGAUCCAUUUCCGGCCCUCGUUGGCUCAGGCUUACGUGAAUCUGGGCGCGGCACUGGCCUCGGUCGGACGUGGAACGGAAGCGGCUGCGGUUUUGCGGGCCGGCGCAUCCUUGGACGGUUCCGGGCUCAAGGACAAGAGGGCUCACGAGGCGGCCAGGGUGCAGGCUCUCCUUCAAUUAGGCGCCCUCUACGCCGAUCAGGGCAGAUUACAAAGGGCCCUGUCCGCGUACAGAGAGGCACUUCACGCCCUCCCGGAUCACUAUCCACCUCAGAGCGUUUACAAUCUGCUGGGGGAAACUCUGUCGAGGCUGCAACAGUACGCGGAGGCGGAAAGGUGGUUCCAGGCGAGUUUGGCCAGCCAGCCUGACCACGUGCCGGCCCACAUCACUUACGGGAAACUUUUGGCCCGAAACUCGAGCCGCGUGCUGGAGGCCGAGAGGUGGUUCCUGAGAGCCCGUAGAUUGGCGCCGGACGACUCGAGCGUGCACCAUCAUUACGGACUGUUCCUGACGUCCCAGGGUCGGCUAUCGGAGGCGGCCGAGGAGCAACUGCGGGCCGCGGAGUGCCGCGGCGCGGUUACCUACCUUUAUCCCGCGAAGAACUCGCUUCGUUAUCUUUAA